CAAAGUAGGUAUUUGACAUUAGCACACACACGCACACACACACGCACACACACACACACACACACACACACACACACACACACACACACACACACACCUUAUCAGGAGACACGCAGAUCAAUAGGCACCAUUUGCACCAUAAUGGAGAACUCACAGUCACAGUCAGAACCAGGAGAGGAAUUAUCAUUUGAACAGAAUAUUUCUCAAGAUUUCAACACAGAUGGAUAUUCGGGCUCUCACCAUCAAACAUUUGGACAAGAGCGAGGCGGAUCUGUGUUUCCACACCACCGAGUGGUUAUCCUCAGCCUGGGCCUGCUGGAUGCUGUUCUGCUGAUUACUGCUGUUGUCAUUGGGAUUUACUGUGCCAAAGGUGAGAACCUUCAAGUUCCUCAUUCAGCUACUUCCCCAAUCAUCAUAGAGCUGAACCAUCUCCACAACAACAGUGAUAUCAUCAAAGCUAAACUGGAGGCCGAGGCACAAUUAGUGACACAGCACGACAACCAUCUGCAACUAAAGCGGCAACUAAAGCAGAUCAUAAUCCACACUGACAGACUUCAGGCACAGAUGGAGACCCUACAGACAGAGAAGACAAAUCUGCAGUCUAAUAAAACUGCCGUAGAGGAAUCUUGUGGCAGAUGCCUUCAAGGAUGGAGGCUUCUUAAUUCAUCCUGCUAUUAUUUUUCUCACCAUGCGUCCAACUCCAAAAAGAACUGGCCGGAUAGCAGAGCACACUGCAUAAGUCAAGGGGGCGACCUACUUGUGAUCAAUAACUUAGCUGAGCAGCAACUCAUAACUGAUAACUAUGCAACUCUGAAAAGCAGCAAUUUGUGGUGGCAGAACGGAUUUUGGAUCGGCCUCACUGAUGUCGUGAUACCGGGAACAUGGGUUUGGGUUAACAAUGUGACUGAGGUCGAAACAACGUACUGGAGAAGUGGGCAGCCUUCCAAUGAAGGACUUCAGAGUGGGAACUGUGCUGCUUUUUAUCACUUGACUGAUACUAAGGGAGAAUGGUAUAAUGGAAACUGCAUUGAACAUUUAUAUAACUGGAUUUGUGAAAUGCAGCCGAGCUAAACAUGAAGCAUCUCAAGUGUAAAUCACAAUAACUGGACAAAUAUGUUGUGUCUAUGCAAAAUCUUUCAAAUAAACAAAUUGGAGCUCGAUAC
Molecule: messenger RNA, 1163 nt
Organism: Cyclopterus lumpus (lumpfish)
Lineage: Eukaryota; Metazoa; Chordata; Actinopteri; Perciformes; Cyclopteridae
Product: CD209 antigen-like protein E
Exons: 6
Coding region: 142-1071 (309 amino acids)
Biological process (GO): biological process involved in interspecies interaction between organisms
Cellular component (GO): external side of plasma membrane
Molecular function (GO): fucose binding; D-mannose binding
Source: RefSeq, a predicted model, not a curated record